AUGAGGUGUGUGGUGUUGGGUUGGGAGUGCGCUGGAUCUCAGGAGGAUCUCAGCCGCACAUAUCUCGAGGAAAUCGGGUCGUCGUUCCCACCGCGUGCGUUCGAGUUGAUGACGAAUGAGCUGGUCUCCAUGUGCCGUACUGGUUCAAGGUGGGAAGGACGUCCACGGAGGGGCUGGGGCCGGACGGGGAGGAAGCAGGGAGUUUCGGAGCCGUGUGGGGACAGGAACACGGCCCCGAGAGGUGGAGCCGAGGACCCUGAAUGUGAGGAGCCGUUAUGA
Molecule: messenger RNA, 279 nt
Organism: Knipowitschia caucasica
Lineage: Eukaryota; Metazoa; Chordata; Actinopteri; Gobiiformes; Gobiidae
Source: the annotation of a GenBank genome assembly